This is a messenger RNA of Panonychus citri (citrus red mite), 1811 nucleotides long. Its product is annotated as mitochondrial folate transporter/carrier-like. The coding region runs from base 69 to 1226 and encodes 385 amino acids. The transcript is spliced from 4 exons. Gene Ontology annotation, cellular component: mitochondrion. Lineage: Eukaryota; Metazoa; Arthropoda; Arachnida; Trombidiformes; Tetranychidae. Gene Ontology annotation, biological process: nucleotide transport; folate import into mitochondrion. Gene Ontology annotation, molecular function: FAD transmembrane transporter activity; folic acid transmembrane transporter activity. The record is from RefSeq and is a predicted model, not a curated record.
UUUCAUUUAAUUGUUAUUAGUUAUGUUUAUUUCUCAAUGGAUUGUGAUUAAUUCAUUAUUAUCUAAUCAUGAAUCCUGGUGAAUUUUGGAGACAUUUAUGUAUUCUAAAAGCGGAAGCAAUUGCAACCGGAUUAUCUUCCCCAUCUUCUGCUUUAACUGAAACCUCACCAUCUUCUUUAACUAAUCAUAUAAAUGAAUCACCUUCAAAUAGUAAACCUAUUAAUGUAAUACCAUUUUCUACAUCAGAUAAAUAUAUUUUUGUUAAUAAAUGGCAAUCAAAUGUGUACGCAGUUCUUAGUAACCUUAAAUUUGAAUCACUGGUCGCUGGUGUAACCGGAGGUGUUUUAUCAACACUGGUCCUUCAUCCAUUGGAUCUUUUGAAGAUUAGAUUUGCUGUAAAUGAUGGGCGUUUAUCUAUUAGACCUCAUUACCAAAAUCUUCGAGAAGGAAUUAAAACCAUUUUCAAGCAAGAAGGAAUCGCUGGAUUCUACCGAGGAACAAUUCCCAAUCUCAUGGGCGCCGGUGUAUCAUGGGGACUUUAUUUUCUUUUUUACAAUUGUAUCAAAGAUUAUUUGAUGAUGGAAAGAACUGAGUUAACACCUUGGUUACAUUUAUUAGCCGCAGGUGAAGCGGGUGUUCUUACUGUUACCUUGACUAAUCCUUUUUGGGUUGUUAAAACACGACUAUGCCUUCAAUAUGGUAAUCAACAGCAAUUAUUAAACUCUCUUCCUAAUCAUAAAGUCUAUUCGGGAACUCGAGAUGCUUUUUAUAAGAUUUAUAAACAUGAAGGAAUCAGAGGAAUGUAUAAAGGAGUAAUUCCAGGAUUAUUUGGGGUCACCCAUGGAUCGUUGCAAUUUAUGGUUUAUGAGGAAUUGAAAAAAAAUAUAAACAAACGACGAAAUUUACCAACUGAGACUAAAUUGGAUAAUCAUCAGUAUAUUGCCUGUGCAGCUAUAAGUAAAUUAAUUGCUGCUUCGAUUACAUUUCCUUAUCAAGUGGUUCGAGCUCGUUUACAAGAUCAACAUACCGAUUUUAAAGGUGUUCGAGAUGUGAUAGUUAGAACUUGGAGGAAUGAAGGAUAUCGAGCCUUUUAUAAAGGAUUAACACCAAGCUUAAUCAGAGUGGUUCCUCAAACAUCAAUUACAUUAUUAACUUACGAAAACACAAUUAGAUUCCUGAAGAAGCAAAAAAAUGAAUCAUAUCAAUCCAAGAAUUCAUUGUUUUGAAUUAAUCAUCAUCAUCAUCAUCAUCAUUAUUGUCAUCAUUUAAAUUGUCAUCCAUUGAUCUCAUUUCCCCUUUUCAUUGACAAUUGAACGUUAAUUGUUGAUCAACAAAAACAAAAGGAGAAACGAUCAACAGCCACACACAAUUAACGCAAACGAUUUAAGCAUAAAUCAAAGUGAUUUGAUUAACCAUCAAUAGAUGAAAAUUUUUUUAUUCACCAAUUUGCAAUUUAGUAAAUAUAUUAGUCAUUACAAUUGUUAAUUGUUAUCCGACAAUAUAAAUUAGCAAGAAAUUUAAUUUUCAACAAUUUAGUUUGAUAAAGUUUAACCUGAAUUUAAUGUAAUAUCUAUUCAAUUGUCCGAGUAUUUUUUAUCGUCAAUCUUGAUUGUAAUUAGUUAAUUUUUUUCCCUCUUUGUUUCUAAUUGUCAACAAUUAACUUUGUUGAUGUUCAAUUAAAAGAAAAGGGAAACUUUCAACUGAAAGUUGACCAAAGAAUGACCAACGAUUGAUUGUACUUAACUGACCUGUACCAGAAUCAAGAUAGAAUUUCUAAAUGUUAAAUCAAUUAAAUUAGAUGAUUAAUUAAA